Molecule: messenger RNA, 3065 nt
Organism: Carassius gibelio (silver crucian carp)
Lineage: Eukaryota; Metazoa; Chordata; Actinopteri; Cypriniformes; Cyprinidae
Exons: 14
Coding region: 750-2780 (676 amino acids)
Molecular function (GO): ubiquitin-protein transferase activity
Source: RefSeq, a predicted model, not a curated record
UUUUAUACGAUUUUACUAUUUUGAUAGCACUUUAUAAUGAUAUACAUUUCUGCAACUCAUAGACGUUAUUGCUUUUGCUUGCAACCUAUUUACUCGCUGUUAACUAGUGCUAGACGACGUUAGCGUUGAUGAAGUGCUCUGUGUUAAAGUAACGUUAUAGUUAGUGAUGUUAGAACUAAACUGCUCUGUUAUCAUAUGUUUAGCAAUGUCGACCAAAUCAGUAAUGACAACUGAGCCAGAUAUAUGAGUUAACGUCAACCAGCAAGUCAUUGGAAUGUCAAUGAGCAUAAUGUGCUAAUACAAACUUUUGACUCAGUGAUUCAGUAUCUGCUUUUUAUUCACGACCAGAGGACCUGAACGAUUGAGGGUAAUAAAAUAACGUUUAAUUAACUUAUUGAUAAGCAAUGCAACAUUUGUUCAAAACCAGUCAUUCAAGGUCAUCAGUACAUUCAUGCAUUCUAUUAGCCAGACAGUCAGUUGCUUGAGACCAGCCGCAGGAGGUAUGGACUGCACGGGUUCGGACGAGCUUGCUUUUUGGUCUGAAUGUGGACCAAGACCCGGGCGUUGACAAGCCCUACUAUGAUUAAUGUGUUUUGCAGGUGUUCUGUGUAAUACUAAAAAAUACCUAUGGCUAUAACAUUUGGCAUUUAGUUAUUGUCUUUCUUAUUACUCAGGGCCAAUUAACAGACAUCUUAAGCACAGCUCAAAACCUGGUGUUGCUGUUGAGAAACAGUGCACUGGCAAAUGUCAUGCCAGUCAGUCAGGGCAGUACAGGUGAAGCUGCUGUUGGACAGGGAGCACAGUCAGUGCCGACAGUGAGGCCUCAGCGCAAUGACUCUGGACAGUCUGUGAAACAAGAAAUGGCUCGGUCUUUUCCUGGAUUUUUCCGAAAGGAGGCAAGAGGCAAAAAGCGUUUUGCACCAUAUACACCAACACAACCUGGGAAGAGCUUUUUGGUGAACUUUUUUCUUCUUGAAAAGCAACGUGAAAAAACACCAAAUGGAGAAGAGGAACUGCAGCUUGUACUGGCUGGCCUUGGAAAACGUUCAUUAACCCUUAAUGAAAACAUCACACAUUCAGAGUUUUCAGAUUUGCUUUUGAGCGCAUAUCCAAGACUGGCAAAUAUCUGUGGAGGCUGGUUGCUGCACAAGUCCACAGGUGGGGGUGGGCAGCGGAGAUUGGCUGUUAUUCCUCCAGAUUUAAAUGGAUAUACCGGCCAGCAGCUAAAAGCAGUGAGCGGGAAUGGAAAAUACACAAUGUACAUUGCUCCUUUACAAGAAGAACUGGAUACAAUUCCUUUACCACCAGAAGCAAAGGAAUUUGAGAAGAUGCCCAAAGCUCAGUGUACAACCUGCAAGAAAAUGGUUCCGCUUCAGAUUCUUCCAGGACACAUAAAGGAAUGCAAAAAACAACUUGUAGAUUUGUGCGAUUCUGCUGAAGAAGAAAGCUGCAAGGAAGAAGAUGAAGAUGAAUGCUCAGCUGCCCUUUGCUACGAGAAAAGCAAGACAGCUGAGUGUCCUGUGUGCGGAAAUGCAUUUCAUCCUGAAAUCAUUGAGUUCCAUGCAGCCAGUUGCGGAUUACGAACUUCAGAUGAUGAUGGCCAUGAGUCAAGUGAUCCAAUCAGUACCUUUCAAAGUUCUGAGGAUAUCUUGAACUGGAUCGGUUCUCAAGUUGAUGAGACAAACACAUUUUCCAUCUGUGUGUCGCGAACUGAUCUCUACAACAGAGGCAUGCAACAGUGGCAACGGCAGAAGAAGACCUCACCCAAAUGUAGACUUAAGGUCACAUUCUUUGCCGAGGCAGGCAUUGAUAAUGGUGCCCUUACCAAAGAAUUCCUCACAGAAAUGCUGGUAGAAAUAGAAAAAAGACUCUUUGUUGAAGGUCCAGAUAAGAAAGGGAAGAAUCCCGUUUACUGCCUUAACAGUUUGGACUGUAAUUACUUCAGGACUGCAGGAGAAGUCAUGGCAGCUAGUCUGGCACAAGGCGGACCUUGCCCUAACUUCCUGCGUGAAUGGUGCUUCAGUUAUCUCUGCUCUGGUGACUCUGACAGCAUUCAAGUGUCUGCCAGUGAUGUCACAGAUUUGGAACUGUCACAGCUAAUUGUAAAGAUAAACACCGCCAAUGAUGACAACAUCAGCGACCUGAUUGGUGACAUUGUGACCUGCGGAUACACUGGAAUCGUGUCUGUGGAUAAAAGGGACAGCAUAAUAAGAGCUGUUAUACUUCACUCCACCAUGAGACUCAUCCCGAUGCUCGACCAGCUCAGAAAAGGCCUGCAGCUCUAUGAACUACCAAAGAUCAUGAAUACCCAUCAAGACCUUUGCCAACCACUGUUUGUUACAGGGGAAGAUGAUAAGGUAGAUGCAGUCUUCAUUUUGGAGAACAGCCGCCCUGUCUUCAGUGAGAUUGGUUCUGCCAAACACCGCAUGGAAACAAAUAUCAUGAACUUUUUCCAGGACUACCUUCAGGAAAUUGAGGAUUCUGAACAAGAUGGCCCAAGCAACAACAGUAUUGCUCCAGAAAGUUUGACUGUUGGACGAAUCAUGCAGUGGCUCACCGGACAGGGACACAAGCCCCUUCUGCCUAGUGAAAAGAAGGACUUUGUCAUAAAUGUGAAAUUCCACCAUGACUGUGACACACAGCACACUGUUUGUUUUCCUAUUGUCAGCGCCUGCAGUCGUACAGUCACAUUUCCCUCAGCACACCUGAAAACAUUCAGUGAAUUCAAAAACAUUAUGACAUUAGCAAUAUGCCAUGGGCAAACUUUUGACAGGGUGUAACAAGUAACUGCAUAAGUCAAAAUAGGCAUUGAAUUGUUUUGUUUUAUUGCCAUUUUAUUUGCCAUUUUCUUGUUUCUGUGAAUAACUUUAUUCAUUGUUACAAAACCAUUGUUUUGCUGUUAUUAAUGGUUCACUUUAAAACCAAAAUGAAUGAGGAGUUAGUUUUUUACCUCACUGUUACUCCCGUGAUAAAAUGAAGUAAUAUCACAGCAAGCCUUUUGUAACUGGCAGUCUGUUUGCAAAUGUUCAACUUCAUUCCAUUAAAUCUUUUGUAAGGACUGCUUA